Molecule: messenger RNA, 5571 nt
Organism: Acipenser ruthenus (sterlet)
Lineage: Eukaryota; Metazoa; Chordata; Actinopteri; Acipenseriformes; Acipenseridae
Product: synaptotagmin-14
Exons: 10
Coding region: 135-1808 (557 amino acids)
Source: RefSeq, a predicted model, not a curated record
CCGAAUAGAACAUCAUGGCGAUUGAUGGUGGAGAACGCAACUGUGGAGUACAUGAGCUCAUCUGUAUUAGAAAAGGUAGAGGCAGCAGUGCAGAUAACUAGAUUCCGUGUCAGAAGAGCAGAGAGACACGGUGCAUGGCACAAGAGACAGCGUUAGUGUCUCCAGAGGCGCUAGGAUUCCUGUCGGCCGUCGGAGUCUUCGUUAUCCUCAUGCUCAUCCUUUUUUUAUACGUCAACAAGAAGCUGUGCUUUGAGAAUGUCGGGGACCUGUCAUGCAUGGACGAGUACAGAACGGGCAAGGAUUUGAAAGAUAACAACUACCAGGAUGGGGACCCGCGAGGCUCCUCUUCGGAGAGCGAGGAUGAUGUGGUUGGAAAGUACAAGGAGGCGGUGUCCCGGUCCCAAGGAGGACGCGCCACAGACAGCCGGCAUCAGAAGGGAUACAUGUGGGAGACCAGGCACAAGUACAGCCCGCUGUCUGCAGAGUACGACGGCUACAGCAGUGAGGCAUCAGCCGAGGAUGUGAACUGUAUCCAGAGGAUGAGGCGCACACCCCCUCUGGACGAGCUCCAGCCACCCCCCUACCAGGACGAAGACGGCUCCCCGCGCCUGUCCUGCACCCCCUCUGACCUCGGGGACAGCAAGUGUGGUACGUCCCGCUGCAGCGGCAGCCCCCGGCACUCUUACAACAAGUGUCCCAGCGAGGGCAGCGCCGGCCACGAGACGGAGAGCUACCUCAACAAGGGCUACGAGGAGGACGUCCCCAGCGACAGCACCGCCGUCCUCAGCCCCGAGGACAUGUCUGCCCGUGGCUCUGCUGCUCAGCUCCCAAAAACCUACAAACCGGAGCUAGUGGCUAAAUACGGCACUCUGGAUGUGGUGUUUGAUUUCGACUCGGGGGAGCAGAGGCUCAUGGUAACGGUGACAGCAGUGACCGAUAUCCCUGCACUCAACCGGAUAGGUAACACCUCCUGGCAGGUGCACCUGGUCCUGCUGCCCACCAAGAAGCAGCGAGCGAAGACGGGUAUCCAGAGAGGACCCUGCCCCGUCUUCACUGAGACCUUCAAGUUCAACCGCAUCGAGUCCGAGAUGAUCGGCAACUACUCCGUGCGCUUCCGGCUGUACAGCAUCCGCCGCAUGAAGAAGGAGAAGGUGCUGGGAGAGAAGAUCUUCUACCUCACCAAGCUCAACCUGCAGGGGAAGAUGUCGGUCCCUGUCAUCCUGGAGCCUUGCUGUAAUCUCACUCAGGGCUGUGACUCUCAGAUGAGCACCUCAGAGUUGUCCUGCAGCGAAACCACCUCGUCCUGCCAGACGCUGGCACACAACUCCACACCGGAGAUCCUUGUAGGCCUUGUCUACAACGCCACCACUGGCAGGCUCUCAGUAGAAGUCAUUAAAGGCAGCCACUUCAAAAACCUGGCAGCCAAUAGACCACCCAAUGGGCUGUUCUGUUGUCUAAAACACUUGAUAGGUGGACAGGUUUAUAUAAUCAGAGAUACCUAUGUUAAGUUAACCUUGUUGAACUCUAUGGGACAAGAAAUGUCCAAGUGUAAGACAUCCAUCCGACGCGGCCAGCCCAACCCCAUCUACAAGGAGACUUUCAUUUUCCAAGUGGCGCUAUUCCAGCUGUCCGAUGUGACUCUCGUUCUCUCUGUCUACAACAAGCGGAGCAUGAAGCGCAAGGAGAUGAUUGGCUGGAUCUCCCUGGGUUUCAACAGCUCGGGGGAAGAAGAGCUCAACCACUGGACUGAGAUGAAGGAAUCAAAAGGACAACAAGUGUGUCGGUGGCACACCCUGCUAGAAUCCUAGGGAGAGGGGAUCGCUUCUCAGGGCGGGGGAGCCCGGGUGCUGGGGAGGGGGCUUUACCGGCUCGGGUGAAAAAGCAAACACAACAACAACAAAAACAUGUGUGUUUUCUCCAGACAUGCUGACACCUUGUAGACACCUGCUAGGCAUUGCAAAGUAUACAAGCUAGGACACACACCAGAAGUCAAGGAACCAACAAGCACUCCAUUUCUUAAGGGAUCCAAGGUAUUUCUGCUCUACAGCAGUGCCUGCUUGUUUUAUAAGCAGAGAAUAAUCCCCAUUCUCGGGCGGGUGAAGUGUACAGGGUAGCAUUUUGAGCAUGCGUGCCAACAGACAAAAAGGAUCUCUCCAGAUGCUGUGGUUGCAAAGUGGAGAUCUGUUUUGUUGGCAAGGCGGUCCUUGGACCAUGGAAGCUUGCAGACAUGGCACACAUGAUCCUUGUGCUGGAGUGUAAUAGAUGACUAUACAGGGUAGGAGGUUUUGACAGGAUGGCAUGCAUGCUCAGUACAUGUUGUCUUAUCCCCACACUGGGGUUGGGAAAUAGGCCAGGGUACUAGGGUUUAGUUCUCUUUUUAAAUGAAUUUAUUUUGUAAUGUCAGCAGUAGGAGUUACAGCUCUAGCAGCACCUCCAACAGGACAGAGCACUGAACGUUGAGAUGAACUGUAGAUAGAUGAUGUCAGUCUAGGUUCUUCCCACUGAGAAGGAGUCUAGUCUCUCAUGACCUGGCCAAGGGAGCAGGCUUGCUACACACCGAAAAUCACCAAACAUUAAACACAUCUUUUUCCCCUUUUUAUGAUAAUGUUUUUUUUUUAAUUUUUUCACAGUUAGGAACAUUCCCUGGCCUACGGUCUUGUGUCUCAAGUUAAACCACAACUGUCAUAGACACUAGAUGCUAGAAAGGAAAGACAGGCACUAGAUUUUUCAUCUUGGUCAUUGUAAUGGUGCUGUUUCCAAUAUAACCCCUUUUUGUUGCUGACACUUCCUCCUUGCCCACACAAGAUGUUAAUUCAGUAGGAAUAUUCUUUUGUUUUCAUUAAAUCAAGGAAAAGGCUGUUAUAUAUUCUUGAGCUUCUACUUGUAACAGUAAGACUUAAUACAAUUAUUCUACAUUAUUCAGUUUUAAUCCUUAGGAGGCCACUUUGUAGGUGGUGAUGUUUAAUCCCUACACAUGGCUUGAAACUCAAACUAGACCUGGGUUUGUAGAACUACCUUUAAUUAAGCACAUUAUUUAUUUAAAAUAUCAGGGACCAGAAGUUUGAUUUGAAAUAAAGUACACCUACAGACUCAGGUGUGAUUUAUCCAUGACUUGAUAUAUUUGAUUGCAGCUGGUCAUUUGCAUAAUAUACCUAUUAUUAUUAUUUAUUUAUUAGCAGACGCCCUUAUACAGGGCGACUUACAAUCGUAAGCAAAUACAUUUCAAGUGUUACAGUACAAGUAAUAAUACAAUAAGAGCAAGAUAAAUACAAUGACUUUGGUUCAAGCAAGUACAAGUGUGACAAAAUACAAUUCAAUAAUACAGCAGAUAACAGUGACAGUGAUAGUUAAACAAGCUUCUGAAACUGGGGCAGGGAUAGUGAACUCUGAGUAUUGCACUUACAGGAUUUUAACAUAACUGAUGUUCCUGGUUCAGUCAGUGGUUAUGACUUUUAUUAGAACUGGACCGAGAUCGUGCUCUGAACUCGUCUCUCAUGUCUCCUGACUACGACCUUAGCCGUGACCAUUGGAUAACCAUCCAAGGGUUUAAAAAUUCUCAGUGUGACUCUCCAAUGAAAUGUCCUUGUACCCAAGGGCUUAUUCAGAGUCAUUGGGUAGCUCAGAGGAAUUAAACCUCUCAUGACUUGACCUUUUGAGGGAGUCAGAAGUUGUAAACACUUGGUUUCCAGAGGUUCUUGGUGGUGGGUACUAUGAAUUGUACUAGGGUAGUUUUUGGUAUUUGGUACUUUUUUAAAACCACUAAAAGAGAGUAUUGUCAUCAUUAUUUUUUUAUUUUUUUUUUAGGGCUGGUGAGGGAAUGUCGUAAUCCCACAGUCCUAUCAAACAAGCUGAUUAAGCUUUGGCAGCACUCUUUAGACAAAUGGGUUUAGUAAUAAGUGUGUUUACAGCCCAGACUGAAGUUAGAACGGUGACCUUGGUUUAGUUGUCUUCAAGCACAAUAGGCCUCAGAUUAUACCUGCUUAUGUUCCGGGUACCACAAAGCAGCAUGGCUGCUCAACAGAGUCUAUAUGUAAAAAGAUGCUUAAAUUCACGUCUCAUGUACUUCUGACUGGUAGUAGUACGCACACUGUUACUAAGCAGUUGUUUAGUUGUUCUUUUUGGUAAGGGAAAAACCUUUUUAUAUACAUUUCUUACAAGGUAACAUGACACAAACAGCAGAAUGCCCGUUCUUUAUUUUACACUUAUCUGACCUUUUUUAAUCCUUUCAGUCUGGAAUUAUUUUUGUCAAAAUUAAGUUCUGUAAUUCUAAAAGGAAUUCCUUUAUUGAGUAUACAUAUAUUUAUACACUACAUCAGACUGGGACCUAGGAGUCCCGUGAGGUUCCAACAUAUGUUAACAUACAGUGCUAAGAUAAGGACUGAAACUUUACUGUACAAUUUCACACAGCAGUUUUCUUGGGCUCACUUUCUCCAGUGGUUGCAAAGCUCUUUAGCAGUGCCCUCAACGUCUUUUCACUUAAUGAUCCAAGCCCUAGAAAUUGAACGAUUUUGAGUUUAGUAAAGAUGACAGUGACAUGGGUGUAGAAGGGGCGUCACUGUAGACCAAGUUAACUGUUCCAAGAUUUGAUAGGUCUGCACCCGUGAAGUUCAAAGAUCCUUGCAAGAUCUUGCUAGAGGUGUGUCAUUCACUGCAUCUGCUUUUGAUAACUCAAUCAAUUAUUCAAAGUUACUUCAGUAUACCCAUAGUUUUCUCCUGUAUAUUCUAUUAAAGUUUAAUUGUGCAAAAGGACAAAGAUUCACCUUUCAAGCUAGAGCUUCCUGCUUCUUCUACAUUUGCCCACUAACUGUUGGAAAACCCUUGCAUACCACAUAACCCUUAUAUUCAAGGGAAUACCAACACUAUAGAGGCUUUUUAAAAAAAAAUUCUAUAGAUACUGUACCAACAGGCAUCUCAAACCCUGAUUUACAAAUGAUGGGGGAUAGGUGGGAAAGUGGUUUCAAGUGUGGUUUGGCAUCCUAGAUUUUAUGUUGGCCACUCAAUAAUAAAUGAUUCCUUAAGUCUUAGGUAUUAGACCUUUUUUUCUUUUACAAACAGUUUUUUAGGUCACCAAGUAGUAAUUCUGGUCUUUCUGUGUCUAUUAAAUACAAGAACUUUUCUUUGCACCAGUUAUAGCAGUACAGCAGGUAAAAUAGUAGUUUGUAGUUUCCCUUCCUGCUGGAUCUCUUUCUUAACUUUUCUCUGGUGAUCCCUUCUGACUUUCCUGUGUGGUUCUGCAGCUCUCUUUGAUACUGUUUAAGACUCCAUCAAGACACUCAGGGGGGCUCAUUUCAGGAAAUCUUAGGCUUAUGCUUCAUAAUUUCCCUGAGAACAAACUAACACUUGAUUAAUGAACUCGGCAUCUCAGUAGUGGUGCAGUAGGCGGUGUGUUAGCAAGGACGUGAUUUUAGUAUAGCAUCAAAAUACCAAAUCAAGUGUGGAAAAAAAUUAACAAAAAACAAAACAAUUUAGUUUAGGAUUCUGUUAGGAAGUAGUUAUAUUUUUGGAAACAGGUUAAUGCUAUUGCCAGUAAUAGCCUUUUAAAGAUUUUUGCUACAACUUGUUAUGAUACUG